Messenger RNA from Oreochromis niloticus (Nile tilapia), 4923 nucleotides. RefSeq names its product mediator complex subunit 23 (gene med23). The transcript is spliced from 31 exons. Gene Ontology annotation, cellular component: mediator complex; transcription regulator complex. The coding region runs from base 153 to 4349 and encodes 1398 amino acids. The record is from RefSeq and is a predicted model, not a curated record. NCBI's taxonomy places the organism in Eukaryota, Metazoa, Chordata, Actinopteri, Cichliformes, Cichlidae. Gene Ontology annotation, biological process: positive regulation of gene expression; regulation of transcription by RNA polymerase II.
UUGUUUUUGCCAUCGCGCUUCUCCUGCGGCGGCUUUCAUUCUGCUUCCUUUUAGCAUUUAGCUUGUUGGGGUUAUCGACUGUGCUCCCGUAGAGGAGUGACGGGUUUGAAUUCUGGGAUGGUUCGUUGAAUAAUUGUCUUUUGGUUGCAAACAUGGCGCUUUCGAUGGAAACGCAGCUUCAGAGCAUCUUUGAAGAUGUUGUGAAAACUGAGAUGAUAGAAGAGGCCUUUGCUGGGAUGUUUAUGGACACUCCAGAGGAUGAGAGGACUAAGCUGAUCAGUUGUCUUGGAGCCUUCAGACAGUACUGGGGAACCCUGCCACAGGAGUCUCAUGAACAGUGUGUGCAAUGGAUUGUGCGCUUUAUACACAGUCAGCACAGCCCCAAGAGGAUCUCCUUCCUCUACGACUGUCUGGCAAUGGCUGUGGAGACCAGUCUAUUACCACCCAGGAUGGUGUGCGUGGCCUUAAUAAGCUCAGACAGUUUGGAGUGGGAGAGGACACAGUUGUGGGCAUUAACUUUCAAGCUGAUCCGCAAGAUCAUCGGGGGAGUGGACUACAAGGGUGUUCGGGACUUGUUGAAAGCUGUGCUGGAUAAAAUUCAAACCAUUCCUACCACUGUCAGCUCAGCUAUAGUCCAGCAGCUUUUGGCUGCCAGAGAGGUGGUAGAAUAUAUCCUGGACAGAAACGCCUGUCUCCUUCCAGCCUACUUUGCUAUCACAGAAAUCAGAAAACUGUAUCCAGAGGGGCAGCUCUCACACUGGCUUUUGGGCAGUUUGAUAUCAGACUUUGUGGAUAGUUUUAGACCCACAGCCCGGAUCAACUCUAUCUGUGGACGAUGCAGUCUGUUACCAGUGGUGAAUAACAGCGGUGCUAUCUGUAAUUCCUGGAAAUUAGACCCCAGCACUCUCCGCUUCCCUCUGAGAGGCAUGCUGCCGUUUGACAAGGACCUCUUUGAGCCACAGACAGGGUUGCUACGCUACGUGCUAGAACAGCCUUAUUCAAGAGAGAUGGUGUGCAACAUGUUGGGGCUCAACAAGCAGACUCUGAACAUUGCCCAGCAUAAGCAGCGUUGCCCGGUGCUGGAAGAGCAGCUGGUGGACCUGGUGGUGUACGCCAUGGAGCGCUCUGAGACCGAGGAACACUUUGACGCUGAUAUCGGAGGAACUAGUCAGCUGCUGUGGCAGCACCUCUCCUCCCAGCUCAUCUUCUUUGUGUUGUUUCAGUUUGCAAGCUUCCCUCACAUGGUGCUGUCGCUACACCAAAAGCUUGCAGGUAGAGGUCUCAUUAAAGGGAGAGAUCAUCUUAUGUGGGUCCUGCUUCAGUUUAUAUCAGGAAGCAUUCAGAAGAACGCCUUAGCUGACUUCCUGCCUGUCAUGAAGCUUUUUGACCUGCUUUACCCAGAAAAAGAGUGCAUUCCAGUUCCUGACAUUAACAAACCCCAGUCGACCCAUUCGUUCGCUAUGACCUGCAUCUGGAUCCAUUUGAACCGCAAAGCUCAGAACGACAACUCCAAACUGCAGAUACCCAUACCGCACUCUCUGAAGCUGCACCAUGAAUUUCUUCAGCAGUCGCUGCGUAACAAGACGCUGGGCAUGUCCGACUAUAAGAUCGCCCUGCUGUGUAACGCCUACAGCACCAACUCGGAGUGCUUCACUCUGCCAAUGGGCGUCCUGGUUGAGACCAUCUAUGGAAAUGGAUCCAUGAGGAUCAACCUUCCCGGCACCAACUGUAUGGCUUCGGGAUCGGUCACUCCGCUGCCAAUGAAUCUGCUGGAUUCGCUCACUGUGCAUGCAAAGAUGAGUCUGAUCCACAGUAUUGCCACGCGUGUCAUCAAAUUGGCCCAUGCCAAGUCCAGCAUUGCUCUUGCCCCUGCAUUAGUAGAGACAUACAGCAGAUUGUUGGUCUACAUGGAAAUUGAGUCCCUGGGCAUCAAAGGAUUCAUCAGUCAGUUGUUGCCCAACGUGUUCAAGUCUCACGCGUGGGGAAUCCUUCACACGUUACUGGAGAUGUUCAGUUACAGGAUGCAUCACAUCCAGCCACACUACAGAGUCCAGCUGCUGAGUCACCUGCACAGCUUGGCUGCUGUGCCACAGACCAACCAGAACCAGCUACAUCUGUGUGUUGAGAGCACAGCUCUGCGCCUGAUCACAGCUUUGGGAAGCUCGGAGGUGCAGCCGCAGUUCACCCGCUUCCUCAAUGACCCAAAGACGGUUCUGUCAGCCGAAUCCGAGGAGCUGAAUCGCGCCCUGAUCCUCACUCUGGCCAGAGCCACACACGUCACCGAUUUUUUCACAGGGUCUGACUCCAUCCAGGGCACUUGGUGUAAGGACAUCCUGCAGACAAUCAUGAGUUUCACGCCUCAUAACUGGGCCUCUCACACACUAUCCUGCUUCCCUGCACCACUACAGGCGUUUUUCAAGCAGAACAACGUUCCUCAGGAGUCGCGCUUCAAUCUGAAGAAGAACGUCGAGGAGGAGUACAGGAAGUGGAAGUCGAUGGCCAAUGAGAAUGACAUCAUCACCCACUUCUCCAUGCAGGGCUCACCUCCACUGUUCCUCUGUCUGCUGUGGAAGAUGCUGCUGGAGAUGGACCAUAUAAACCAAAUAGGCUUUAGGGUGUUGGAACGUAUUGGAGCUCGUGCACUGGUGGCUCACGUGCGCACAUUUGCCGACUUCCUCGUCUAUGAGUUCUCAACGUCAGCUGGUGGGCAGCAGCUUAACAAGUGCAUUGAAAUACUCAAUGACAUGGUCUGGAAAUACAACAUAGUCACGCUGGAUAGACUCAUUCUGUGCCUGGCGAUGCGUAGCCACGAGGGAAACGAGGCUCAGGUUUGCUACUUCAUAAUCCAGCUGCUGCUGCUGAAGCCAAAUGACUUCAGAAACCGAGUCAAUGAUUUUGUCAAGGAGAAUGCUCCUGAGCACUGGCUGCAGAACGACUGGCACAGCAAACACAUGAACUACCACAAGAAAUACCCAGAGAAGUUGUACUUUGAGGGUCUCGCAGACCAAGUCAACCCUCCCAUGCAGCUCCAGCCUCAGUACCUGCCAAUCUACUUUGGGAAUGUGUGUCUGCGCUUCCUGCCUGUUUUUGACAUUGUCAUCCACCGCUUCCUGGAGCUCCUUCCUGUCUCCAAGUCUCUGGAGACGCUGCUGGAUCAUCUGGGAGGGCUGUACAAGUUCCACGAUCGCCCUGUGACCUACCUGUACAACACCCUUCACUACUAUGAGAGACACCUGAGAGACAGAACCAACCUCAAGAGAAAACUGGUUCAUGCCAUCAUGUCUUCACUGAAGGACAACCGUACUCCAGGCUGGUGUCUUAGUGAAACCUAUCUGAGGUUUGGCAUGAACGCCCGUGAAGAAAACGUGUGGAUCCCUGAUGACACCUACUACUGCAAGCUGAUUGGACGCCUGGUGGACACCAUGGCGGGAAAGUCACCGGGUCCUUUUCCCAACUGUGACUGGAGGUUCAACGAGUUCCCCAACCCUGCGGCCCACGCCUUGCACGUCACCUGUGUGGAGCUGAUGGCUUUGGCCGUGCCAGGAAAAGAUGUGGGAAACGCUUUGCUUAAUGUUGUGUUGAAAAGUCAACCUCUGGUCCCCAGAGAGAACAUCACUGCCUGGAUGAAUGCCAUUGGACUUGUGAUCACUGCACUUCCAGAACCAUACUGGAUCGUUCUCCACGACCGCAUCGUUUCUGUGAUCAGCUCUCCGGCACUGACAUCGGAGACGGAGUGGACAGGCUAUCCCUUUGCCUUGCUGGACUUCACUGCCUGCCACCAGAGCUACAGUGAAAUGAACUGCAGCUACGUGCUCGCAUUAGCACACGCCGUGUGGCAUCACUCAUCCAUCGGACAGCUAUCUCUGAUCCCCAAAUUCUUGUCAGAGACUCUGAAGCCCAUCGUCAAGACAGAGUUCCAGCUGCUGUACGUGUAUCACCUGGUGGGGCCGUUCCUUCAGCGCUUCCAGCAAGAGAGGACGCGUUGCAUGUUGGAGAUUGGUGUUGCCUUCUAUGAGAUGCUGCAGGCAGUUGACAAACACUGUCAGCAUCUCAGCUACAUGGACCCGAUCUGCGAUUUCCUGUAUCACAUUAAAUACAUGUACACUGGAGACAGUGUGAAGGAGCAGGUGGAGAAAAUCAUCAUGACUCUGCGUCCUGCCAUGAAGCUGCGUCUGCGCUUCAUCACGCACAGCAGCAAGAUAGAGACUUCAUCCUCAGCUGCCAGCGCUGCCUCCGCUUCCUCCACCUCUUCCUCCUCGGCCACCCCUCAGCCCCCUCCGUCCACACUCUCAUCCUCCACCGCUGCCGCCUCACCCUCGCCCUCACAGCACACACACACACCUUUGUAGGUGGCCUUGCCAAACACAAACGCACAAUAGCGAUCACAACUGUGAACUUACAUUUUGUUUGUUUUCUUCUUAAUUUGGAUGUUUUGUGUCUCCAGUCUUUAUAAAGAAGGCCUCCUGCAAGAAUUUUGUGCAAAUUAUUUUCAAAAUCUCAACUUAUGACAAAGAAUUUUUUUCUUCUUAAGUUUUUUUGUCCAGCAAACUCCAUAGACUGAGUUUGACAAAAUAUUUAAGCUUUGUCAUAACAGACAAAAAGGGUCACAAGAAAACAGAAGAUUUUUUGUGGCUUUAUUUUAACGUAUUUUUUGUAGACAUUUUUUAUGUUGUACAUUAUUACUUCAUUAAAAGCAAGUUGUUUUUUUAAAAUAAUGGGUCUUUGUAAAAAAACAAAAAAAACAACUGUGUAUUUCUUUAUAGACUGUAUCCUCAUGGUCUCAAACCAGUGAUCUUUCAUGUGUUCAUGUGUCAACCACUUCACCUACACAUAGAUCCACUAUGUUACUGUAAAUAUAAUAACCAUGCAUAUUAAGGUUUUUCUAAGAAUUAUUCAGUCAAACUAAAAUAUUGUGUUUCUUGA